Phycomyces blakesleeanus NRRL 1555(-) is the source of this 180-nucleotide messenger RNA. RefSeq lists its product as hypothetical. The transcript has 2 exons. The record is from RefSeq and is a predicted model, not a curated record. Lineage: Eukaryota; Fungi; Mucoromycota; Mucoromycetes; Mucorales; Phycomycetaceae. Bases 1 to 180 code for a protein of 59 amino acids.
AUGCCAUCCAAGAAAGAGUCAUGCGAUUCCACUCCAUUGCAACAAUGUUUAUUGGCCAACAAUAACGAUCAGACAAAGUGCCGUAAAGAAUGGGAUGAUUUUCAGCGCAAAUGCCGUGAAAAGCAAAAGAAAGAAUCUAACAAGCCCUGUGAGACCUGCAAACUACCAGAAGCACAAUAA